This is a messenger RNA of Dendronephthya gigantea, 7727 nucleotides long. RefSeq lists its product as uncharacterized. Gene Ontology annotation, biological process: cell adhesion. The transcript is spliced from 12 exons. Lineage: Eukaryota; Metazoa; Cnidaria; Anthozoa; Malacalcyonacea; Nephtheidae. Gene Ontology annotation, cellular component: extracellular matrix. The record is from RefSeq and is a predicted model, not a curated record. The coding region runs from base 136 to 7173 and encodes 2345 amino acids.
UUUUAAAUCCGCCUGUUCGGUGGUCUAAGCUUUGAGUCAACGCUGCACGCGUUUACAGACAGAUCAAGAAGAGUCGACCCAACACUGAAAAUCCAACGUAGUCUUACUUUUUGAAACAAACAGCGACACUCCACGAUGAAUUAUGGAGUUUGGUUUGCAAUUUGUAACGUUUUUUCAAGUGUGCUUUUCCUCACCGAUUCUCUUAGCCACCACAACGUCGUUGGUGGCAGCGAUUGUAAAGGCAAGGCCUACUACAUCUUAACAUUUCGGGCGGAAUGGAGCAACGACACUCAUCCUUCGCCGGUUUUCCCGGAGAACGCCAUGUUUUCCGAACUCAUCGGAGCUACACACGGGAGCGCUUACGAAAUGUGGAGACGACACCAGAACGCCUCAAUCGGCGUACAGAAAGUUGCCGAGACAGGCAAUAACAGCAUUCUUUACAAAGAGUUGUACCGCGAACUUCGCUAUGGGAAUGUCAGAUCAGUGAUCAAAGCUACUGGACCGACCAAGACUCCUGGAAACACGACACUGGCCGAUCUCCUGCAUGUUGACGAAGACAGAUCAUUGGUCUCCUUGGUAACAAUGAUCUUCCCGUCUCCUGAUUGGUUCCUGGGGAUAUCGAAUGUUGAUAUGUGUGAUCGAAUGACAGGGAAAUGGAGAGAAGAAUACUCGCGUGACCUGUGGCCGUACGAUUCUGGUACGGAUGAUGGAACGUCCUUUGAAAGCCCAGAUUCACCAUCAGAUCCCAGGCAAAACAUAACACUCAUUAAAAAAGACGAUGAAACAAAUUUCAAGACAAACUCUUCAAUUAGGCGUCUGGGUACCUUCACUUUUACAAGGGUUCCAACAAAGAAGUGCAAAGGAAAAGCUUAUUACGUUUUAACAUUCAAUGCAACGUGGAGCAACGAAACUCAUCCCUCGCCAGUGUUUCCAAAGAAUGCAAAGUUUUCAAGACUCAUUGGAGCAACUCACAACAUGUACUAUGAAAUGUGGCGUCGAGGAAAAAUAGCUUCACCCGGAGUCAGAACAGUUGCUGAGACAGGUAACAUAAGUCUUCUUGCAACGGAGGUAUAUCAUCAAGAACGCCAAGGGAAUGUAAAAUCAGCGAUUGUUUCAGGAGGACCCACCUAUACCCCUGGAAAAACAGAACUUAUGAACAUCCAUGUUGAUACCGAUCGAUCCAUGGUUUCCUUAAUAACAAUGAUCUUCCCAUCACCAGAUUGGUUCUUGGGAAUAUCAAAUGUUGAUAUGUGCAACCCAAAGACCGGAGAAUGGAGGGAGAGUUUAGAACGAUAUCUGUUACCAUACGACUCAGGAACUGAUGAUGGAAAUUCGUUUGAAAGUCCUGAUUCCCCUUCAAAACCCAAGAAGAAUAUAUUCCUUAUUGGAAAUGAAGAUGAUACCAACUUCAAAAGUUAUUCCAAAAUUGAACCACUCGGCAAAUUCACUUUCAAGAAGAUGCCAACAAAGAAGUGCAAUGGUAAAGCUUAUUACAGUUUGACAUUCAAAGCAACAUGGAGCAACGAAACUCAUCCCUCACCAGUGUUUCCAAAGAAUGCAAAGUUUUCACAACUCAUUGGAGCCACUCAUAAUAUGUACUACGAAAUGUGGCGUCGAGGAAAAAUGGCCUCACCCGGAGUGAGAAAUGUUGCUGAGACAGGAAGUGAAUGUCUUCUCGAGGCAGAAAUACAGAAACAGAAAAGAUAUGGCAACGCCUACUCCCUAAUAAAAGGAGACGCAGCAAUCAGCACACCUGGAGAGAGAACUUUAACAAACAUUCAUGUCGAUGAAGAACGAUCUAUGGUUUCCUUAAUAACAAUGAUAUUCCCAUCACCAGAUUGGUUCUUGGGAAUAUCAAAUGUUGAUAUGUGCAACCCAAUCACAGGUGAAUGGAGGGAAAGUUUAGAACGAUAUCUGCUGCCAUAUGACUCAGGAACUGACGAUGGAAAUUCGUUUGAAAGUCAAGAUUACCCUACAAAACCCAGAAAAAAUAUAUUCCUCAUUGGAAAUGAAGAUAAUACCAACUUCAAGAGCGAUUCCAAAAUUGAACCACUUGGCAAAUUCACUUUCAAGAAGAUGCCAACAAAGAAGUGUAAAGGAAAAGCUUAUUACAUUUUAACAUUCAAAGCAACAUGGAGCAACGAGACUCAUCCCUCGCCAGUGUUUCCAAAGAAUGCAAUGUUUUCACCACUUAUUGGAGCAACUCACAACACGAAAUACGAAAUGUGGCGUCGAGGAAAAAUGGCAUCACCUGGCGUCCAAGACGUUGCUGAGAAAGGAGAUCCAAAUGUUGCUGCUAAAGAAAUUUACAAUCAACAUCGUUAUGGAAACGUUAAAUCACCUAUCCUUAGCAACGGUACCAUUAAAACUCCAGGAACCACAACAUUGAUGGAUCUUCAUGUGGACGAAUAUCGUUCGUUAGUAUCCGUUAUAACAAUGAUAUUCCCAUCACCAGAUUGGUUUUUAGGAAUAUCAAAUGUUGAUAUGUGCAACCCAAUGACAGGAGAAUGGAGGGAGAGUUUAGAACGAUAUCUGUUACCAUAUGACUCAGGAACUGAUGAUGGAAAUUCGUUUGACAGUCCAGAUCAACCUUCAAAACCAAAGAAGAAUAUAUUCCUCAUUGGAAAUGAAGAUAACACCAAUUUCAAGAGUGAUUCAAAAAUUGAACCUCUCGGCAAAUUCACUUUCAAGAAGAUGCCAACAAAGAAGUGUAAAGGAAAAGCUUAUUACACUUUAACAUUCAAAGCAACAUGGAGCAACAAAACUCAUCCCUCGCCAGCGUUUCCAAAGAAUGCAAUGUUUUCACGACUCAUUGGAGCAACUCACAACACGAAAUACGAAAUGUGGCGUCGAGGAAAAAUGGCCUCACCUGGCGUCCAAGACGUUGCUGAGAAAGGAGAUCCAAAUGUUGCUGCUAAAGAAAUUUACAAUCAACAUCGUUAUGGAAACGUUAAAUCACCUAUCCUUAGCAACGGUACCAUUAAAACUCCAGGAACCAUAACAUUGAUGGAUCUUCAUGUGGACGAAUAUCGUUCGUUAGUAUCCGUUAUAACAAUGAUAUUCCCAUCACCAGAUUGGUUUUUAGGAAUAUCAAAUGUUGAUAUGUGCAACCCAAUGACAGGAGAAUGGAGGGAGAGUUUAGAACGAUAUCUGUUACCAUAUGACUCAGGAACUGACGAUGGAAAUUCGUUUAAAAGUCCAGAUUACCCUUCAAAACCCAAGAAGAAUAUAUUCCUCAUUGGAAAUGAAGAUGAUACCAACUUCAAGAGCGAUUCCAAAAUUGAACCUCUCGGCAAGUUCACCUUCAAAAAGAUGCCAACAAAGAAGUGUAAAGGAAAAGCUUAUUACAGUUUAACAUUCAAAGCAACAUGGAGCAACGAGACUCACCCCUCGCCAGCGUUUCCAAAGAAUGCAAUGUUUUCACCUCUCAUUGGAGCAACUCACAACACGAAAUACGAAAUGUGGCGUCGAGGAAAAAUGGCCUCACCUGGCGUCCAAGACGUAGCUGAGAAAGGAGAUCCAAAUGUUGCUGCUAAAGAAAUUUACAAUCAACAUCGUUAUGGAAACGUUAAAUCACCUAUCCUUAGCAACGGUACCAUUAAAACUCCAGGAACCACAACAUUGAUGGAUCUUCAUGUGGACGAAUUUCGUUCGUUAGUAUCCGUUAUAACAAUGAUAUUCCCAUCACCAGAUUGGUUUUUAGGAAUAUCAAAUGUUGAUAUGUGCAACCCGAUGACAGGCGAAUGGAGGGAGAGUUUAGAACGAUAUCUGUUACCAUAUGACUCAGGAACUGAUGAUGGAAAUUCGUUUGAAAGUCCAGAUUACCCUUCAAAACCCAAGAAGAAUAUAUUCCUCAUUGGAAAUGAAGAUAAUACCAACUUCAAGAGCGAUUCCAAAAUUGAACCUCUCGGCAAAUUCACUUUCAAGAAGAUGCCAACAAAGAAAUGUAAAGGAAAAGCUUAUUACAUUUUAACAUUCAAAGCAACAUGGAGCAACGAAACUCAUCCCUCACCAGCGUUUCCAAAGAAUGCAAUGUUUUCACCACUCAUUGGAGCAACUCACAACACGAAAUACGAAAUGUGGCGUCGAGGAAAAAUGGCCUCACCUGGCGUCCAAGACGUUGCUGAGAAAGGAGAUCCAAAUGUUGCUGCUAAAGAAAUUUACAAUCAACAUCGUUAUGGAAACGUUAAGUCACCUAUCCUUAGCAACGGUACCAUUAAAACUCCAGGAACCACAACAUUGAUGGAUCUUCAUGUGGACGAAUAUCGUUCGUUAGUAUCCGUUAUAACAAUGAUAUUCCCAUCACCAGAUUGGUUUUUAGGAAUAUCAAAUGUUGAUAUGUGCAACCCGAUGACAGGCGAAUGGAGGGAGAGUUUAGAACGAUAUCUGUUACCAUAUGACUCAGGAACUGAUGAUGGAAAUUCGUUUGAAAGUCCAGAUUACCCUUCAAAACCAAAGAAGAAUAUAUUCCUCAUUGGAAAUGAAGAUGAUACCAACUUCAAGAGCGAUUCCAAAAUUGAACCUCUCGGCAAAUUCACUUUCAAGAAGAUACCAACAAAGAAAUGUAAAGGAAAAGCUUACUACAUUUUAACAUUCAAAGCAACAUGGAGCAACGAAACUCAUCCCUCACCAGCGUUUCCAAAGAAUGCAAUGUUUUCACCACUCAUUGGAGCAACUCACAACACGAAAUACGAAAUGUGGCGUCGAGGAAAAAUGGCCUCACCUGGCGUCCAAGACGUUGCUGAGAAAGGAGAUCCAAAUGUUGCUGCUAAAGAAAUUUACAAUCAACAUCGUUAUGGAAACGUUAAAUCACCUAUCCUUAGCAACGGUACCAUUAAAACUCCAGGAACCACAACAUUGAUGGAUCUUCAUGUGGACGAAUAUCGUUCAUUAGUAUCCGUUAUAACAAUGAUCUUCCCAUCACCAGAUUGGUUUUUAGGAAUAUCAAAUGUUGAUAUGUGCAACCCAAUGACAGGAGAAUGGAGGGAGAGUUUAGAACGAUAUCUGUUACCAUAUGACUCAGGAACUGAUGAUGGAAAUUCGUUUGACAGUCCAGAUCAACCUUCAAAACCAAAGAAGAAUAUAUUCCUCAUUGGAAAUGAAGAUAACACCAAUUUCAAGAGUGAUUCCAAAAUUGAACCUCUCGGCAAGUUCACUUUCAAGAAGAUGCCAACAAAGAAGUGUAAAGGAAAAGCUUAUUACAUUUUAACAUUCAAAGCAACAUGGAGCAACGAAACUCAUCCCUCGCCCGUGUUUCCAAAGAAUGCAAUGUUUUCACCACUUAUUGGGGCAACUCAUAACACGAAAUACGAAAUGUGGCGUCGAGGAAAAAUGGCCUCACCUGGCGUCCAAGACGUUGCUGAGAAAGGAGAUCCAAAUGUUGCUGCUAAAGAAAUUUACAAUCAACAUCGUUAUGGAAACGUUAAGUCACCUAUCCUUAGCAACGGUACCAUUAAAACUCCAGGAACCACAACAUUGAUGGAUCUUCAUGUGGACGAAUAUCGUUCGUUAGUAUCCGUUAUAACAAUGAUCUUCCCAUCACCAGAUUGGUUUUUAGGAAUAUCAAAUGUUGAUAUGUGCAACCCAAUGACAGGAGAAUGGAGGGAGAGUUUAGAACGAUAUCUGUUACCAUAUGACUCAGGAACUGAUGAUGGACAUUCGUUUGAAAGUCAAGAUUACCCUUCAAAACCAAAGAAGAAUAUAUUCCUCAUUGGAAAUGAAGAUGAUACCAACUUCAAGAGCAAUUCCAAAAUUGAACCUCUCGGCAAGUUCACCUUCAAAAAGAUGCCAACAAAGAAGUGUAAAGGAAAAGCUUAUUACAUUUUAACAUUCAAAGCAACAUGGAGCAACGAAACUCAUCCCUCGCCAGCGUUUCCAAAGAAUGCAAUGUUCUCACCACUCAUUGGAGCAACUCACAACACGAAAUACGAAAUGUGGCGUCGAGGAAAAAUGGCCUCACCUGGCGUCAAAGACGUGGCUGAGAAAGGAGAUCCAAAUGUUGCUGCUAAAGAAAUUUACAAUCAACAUCGUUAUGGAAACGUUAAAUCACCUAUCCUUAGCAACGGUACCAUUAAAACUCCAGGAACCACAACAUUGAUGGAUCUUCAUGUGGACAAAUAUCGUUCGUUAGUAUCCGUUAUAACAAUGAUCUUCCCAUCACCAGAUUGGUUUUUAGGAAUAUCAAAUGUUGAUAUGUGCAACCCAAUGACAGGAGAAUGGAGGGAGAGUUUGGAACGAUAUCUGUUACCAUAUGACUCAGGAACUGAUGAUGGAAAUUCGUUUGAAAGUCCAAAUUACCCUUCAAAACCAAAGAAGAAUAUAUUCCUCAUUGGAAAUGAAGAUGAUACCAAUUUCAAAAGUUAUUCCAAAAUUGAACCUCUCGGCAAAUUCACUUUCAAGAAGAUGCCAACAAAGAAGUGUAAAGGAAAAGCGUAUUACCGUUUGACAUUCAAAGCAACAUGGAGCAACGAAACUCAUCCCUCGCCCGUGUUUCCAAAGAAUGCAAUGUUUUCACCACUCAUUGGAGCAACUCAUAACAUGUACUAUGAAAUGUGGCGUCGUGGAAAAAUGGCUUCACCCGGAGUUAGAACAGUUGCUGUGACAGGAAACAACACCAUCCUUUCAAACGAGAUUUACCGUCAAAAACUAUAUGGCAACGUUCUCAUGCAUUUUGGUGCGAAAGGGGCCACGAAAACGCCAGGAGUUCUAAACCUCACCAAAAUUCUUGUAAACGAAAGCCAUUCUCUGAUAUCUGCAAUCAGCAUGAUUUUCCCAUCUCCCGACUGGUUUCUUGGAAUUUCAAACAUGGACAUGUGCAACAUGGCGACGGGAGAGUGGCGAGAGCGUUACACCAGGGACCUUCUACCUUACGAUUCCGGAUCAGACGAUGGAACCUCAUUUGGGAGUCCAGAUUCACCCUCGAAUCCUAGAAAGAAUAUUUUCCUUAUCGGCAACGAAGAUGAAUCGAGUUUCAAGAGUCGUGCAGAGAUAAGGAGCCUGGGAGUUUUGGUUUUAGAAAGAGUUGAAGAGAGUAAUGACGAUAACAACGUUGAUGAUAACAAUAAUGGCAGAGAUAAUGGCGACGAUAAUAAAUCAAGCUCCCCUUCCCAUAAUGGUUAUAAAAUUUUUAUAGCCUUCACCUCUUUCCUGGUUAUUUUCAUUGUACAAACAUGAAUUGUAGAUAAGUUAUAAUUUAAUUUUGUAAUUAGUUGAUUAAUAAGCUGAUCAACAUGUUUUUCAAAACAUGAUAUAACCUCAGUAUUUCUGUUGUGACAUUUUAGGAAUGUGAAGUUAAAGAAGAAUGUUUUUCAAAACUGGGUAUAUCCUCGGUAUUUCUAUAUUACUUUAUCAUUUAUGUGCUCUAUGUAUCAUUACAAGAAACGUUUAAAGCGUUUUAUGCCUCUCUAGGAAACAUAUGCUCUAAAAUUCCCUGAUGUUCAGUUGUAAUGCACUUGCCUACAACAAUUACAAUUCAAAAUGGCGGCCAAAGUCAUUGAUAACUGGUCUACUAAUAUUAGAUUUAAUCCGAAAUACCUGCAUAACGAAUAUCAUAAAUGUAUUUAUCGUUUUAUCUAUCUUAGUACAGUUGGAAUGUUCUAAUAUAAUUUGACGAAAUGCCUGAUUUCGCACAUCUGGGAGAUCUAUGAAUAUUACAUUUGUCUGUCGUUGAAAGUUUCCCUAAUUGCAUUUUUAAAAUUACAUUGAAAAUAACUAGGUAUCUUUUUAAC